CUGCUAGUCUGUCUUCAUUCGGAGGUAAUCGUCUGGAAUUUAUUUUAAACCGACGGUCAGAGCUUUAGCUACUAGUCAGUCCACCACCACCACCAUCAUCAGACCCCCCAAUUUAAGCCCCUGCCUGCUUUGAGGUCCCCCAGCUCAUUAUCUACCACAAUCUUGAUCCUUCUGGGUGUUGAUUCUAGCCUUCUUUUACAAGAAAGGAAUUGGUAUGUUUCUGCAAAAGCACCUUCUUUUUUACCUAUCUAUUGGCUAUUCUUGGUCAGACUUUAGGGUGGUGUGAUCCUCACAUUGUCUGUGCAAUUCAAACAAGAUUCUAAGCCUCGUUUGGAUCAAGAUGUGUUUUGAAAAUCGUGAAAAUUGCAAUCAUGGCCUGUGCUGCGCCUAAUAAUAAUAAUCAUAAUAAUAGUAUAAAACGCCAGAGAAAGGGAAUCUGCUUUCUCUUUACUUCAUCUGGUGAGCUGUGACUACUUGAACCUUUUCGUUUCUUCGUUGCCUACUUUAUGUUCUCUUUGAAAGUUUCUUACUUUUUUCUUUCAUGAGAUUAGACUAGAUCCAAGGGUUCUUGAAGCUCCUACGCAAGCUUAGAUUUUAUGCCUGUUGCAUUGGAUUUUCCCCUUUCCCAUUUCUUUAAUUCACCCUAUAAUAAUAAUAAUCAGCUUAGAUAAUAAAGCUGCCAAUUUACUUUGUUCCUUGUUGAGUCCUCAAGAAGAUUGGGACUUUACCCUUUUGAAGGUGCACGGAGUGAAAUCCGCAAUUUCCGGGGUUUUUUGUUUGAGAAAUGGAUACAGAAGAUGAUGGUGAGAUGGGGCUCCGACCCACUUAUGGGCCACCCACUGGGAUAGACCCGUUACCAUUUUGGGACCCUAUUGUGAACCAGAAUUUGCAUUACCCAGGUGUGCUUGAUAAUCACCUUGAUAUGGUUCACAAGGUUCCAGCUUUCGGCAAUGGGGGCUUCACUGGUUCUUCUGGCCUAUCAGAUUGUCACUUAAAUUAUGAUCUUUUGCCUAAUGCAAGGAAGAGAAGACCAUCAGAUUGUGUCCCUCCUUCAAAUGCCAGUAAGAAUGUUGAGUCAAAAGACCAUUUAGGAGACUGCUCAGAACAUGAUGAACAUAAUUCUAGUUUGAGGAGUAAGCAAGGGGGCAAACAAGUCAUCAAGGAUAAUAAUUCCAGCAGUGGAGAACCUCCCAAAGAAAAUUAUGUGCAUGUUAGGGCUAAACGUGGGCAGGCUACUAACAGCCACAGCCUUGCGGAAAGGGUGAGAAGGGAGAGAAUUAGUGAAAGAAUGAGACUGCUUCAAGAACUAGUCCCAGGCUGUAAUAAGAUCACUGGGAAGGCAGUUAUGCUUGAUGAGAUUAUCAACUAUGUGCAAUCACUCCAGCAACAAGUUGAGUUUCUGUCAAUGAAACUUGCAACUGUGAAUCCAGAGAUGAACCUUGACAUGGAAAGAGUAUUAUCCAAGGACAUUCUUCACACGCAUGGCAUAAAUAACGGAGCUCUUCAUGGACCUCCUGGUCAAGGAUUCAACUCAUCACAUCCUUUCCCUGGCAGCGGUAUUCCACCGGGAACGUAUAGCAGUCUCCCUAAUACAGCACCAUUUCACACACUGCAGCAGAAUGUGUGGGAAAACGAUGUUCAUAAUACUCUCCGGAUGGGAUUUGAUUCUAAUUCUUGUAUGAACAAUAUGGGGACCAAAUGGUGACCAUUCAUAGGGACUAAAAUGAUCACUUCUACCAUUGAGUUACAGCUUAGACUGCUGAGUUUAAUUUGCUUCACAUGGACAAGAAAUUAGCAAAAGAUAAUUAUUUUCAUAGCUGUAUAGGCAGUUGUUUAGCUCCUAACUCUUUUAUUCUUCGAAUUUUAGUAGAAGAAAUGGCACUGUUUCAAUCUUUAUAAUUAAUUAUUCUCUAGUAUAUGUGUCAAGCUUUAUUGCAUUUUUGAGGAACUUUAGUAUUAUUAUGUACUCCAUAUAUUUAUGUGAUUGUUGAUUUUUUGUUGUUA
Messenger RNA from Cuscuta epithymum, 2004 nucleotides. Lineage: Eukaryota; Viridiplantae; Streptophyta; Magnoliopsida; Solanales; Convolvulaceae. The record is from the annotation of a GenBank genome assembly.